CAUUGUAGUUCUCUCUUGUUUCUCUGCUGAUUGUUUGUUCACCAUGUCUGGACGUGGCAAAGGCGGCAAAGGGCUCGGAAAAGGCGGCGCCAAGCGACACCGCAAGGUCCUGCGCGAUAACAUCCAGGGCAUCACAAAGCCCGCCAUCCGGCGUUUGGCCCGGCGCGGCGGCGUCAAGCGUAUCUCGGGGCUCAUCUACGAGGAGACCCGCGGCGUUCUCAAAGUGUUCCUGGAGAACGUGAUCCGCGACGCUGUCACCUACACCGAGCACGCCAAGCGCAAGACGGUCACGGCCAUGGACGUGGUCUACGCGCUCAAGCGCCAGGGCCGCACUCUUUAUGGCUUUGGCGGCUAAGCGCGGCUGUCGGCUCUAGGCCGUCUUGGUCUCUCGCAACCCCAACCCAACGGCCCUUUUCAGGGCCCCCAGAGCAUCAGGACGGAGCUGGGACACUUGCGAUCGGCCUGGGUUACUUGGAGGGAGGCUGGGGCGCCCAGGGAGC
This is a messenger RNA of Cricetulus griseus (Chinese hamster), 500 nucleotides long. The record is from RefSeq and is a predicted model, not a curated record. Lineage: Eukaryota; Metazoa; Chordata; Mammalia; Rodentia; Cricetidae.